Messenger RNA from Exserohilum turcica Et28A, 837 nucleotides. RefSeq lists its product as uncharacterized. The transcript has 2 exons. The coding region runs from base 1 to 837 and encodes 278 amino acids. The record is from RefSeq and is a predicted model, not a curated record. Gene Ontology annotation, cellular component: membrane. NCBI's taxonomy places the organism in Eukaryota, Fungi, Ascomycota, Dothideomycetes, Pleosporales, Pleosporaceae.
AUGACGGGACCCAAAUACCAGAACGUGCCGCAGCGCGACUCGCUCGACGAGGCUGCGCCCGCGCCCUCAUACUCGCAGGCGCCACCUAGCUACCAGGCCGCAGACGCGCAGGAAGCUCUGCUGCACGGAGUGGCGCGGAGUGAGAAUGACAAUGUGCCCGACGACUUCAAGUUUGGUGGCGUCGUGGCAGAGGCUACACUGGAUAUCCGCAUGGCGUUUGUGAGGAAGGUGUACGCCAUCUUAACCGUCCAGCUCCUCGCAACGGCGGCGGUCAGUUUGGUCUCAAUGACAUGGUCUCCAUACAGGACAUGGAUUCAGACGCACCAGUGGCCCAUGUGGGUGUCGCUGUUUGGGUCAUUUGCCUUUCUUGGCCUCACGUUCUGGAAGCGCAAGUCGUAUCCCACCAACCUGCUGUUCCUCGGCGGCUUCACGGCCAUGGAAGCAUACUCGAUUUCGGUCAUUGUGUCGUUUACCGAGUCGCGGAUUGUGCUGCAGGCCGUCUUCUUCACACUGGGCAUAUUUGUAGCGCUCAGCCUGUUUGCGUGCCAGUCCAAGUACGACUUUACGAGCUGGGUGCCGUAUCUAUUUGGGGCGCUCUGGGUGGUGGUGCUGUUUGGAUUCAUGUCGGCCUUCUUCCCGUACAACAGCACGGUGGAGCUGGGGUACGGCGUCGUAUGCGCCCUCAUCUUUUCGGGCUACAUUCUCGUCGACACGCAGAUGAUUAUGCGCCACUACCACGUCGAGGAGGAGAUUGCUGCGGCCAUUUCGCUGUACCUUGACAUUAUCAACCUGUUCCUUGCGAUUCUGAGGAUCCUGAACUCGCAGAACCAGAAUUAG